GGCGGUUGCUGGCGUGAAAUGGCACUUACGGGGUUGAAGUCAACUGAGGUGAUGCUACUCAGCCCUGCCGUUGGCUCGAGCGCUCCCAACCCCUCCUCUCUCCUCCCCAGCACCUGCGGACUCGGAUGGGCCCCUCUACCUGCCCUACAAGACGCUUGUGUCCACGGUCAGCAGCACGGCGUUCAGCGAGGGGGAGGCCCAGUGGCUCAUCGAGAUCCUGAGGGAGAAAGCGGGCAUCGUCCAGGACACCUGGCACACGGCCAUGCAGAAGGGUGACCCUGUCACUGUCCUGAAACGCCGGCUGGAGGAGAAGGAGAAGCAGCUCGCCACUGAGCAGGAGGCUGCAGCCGCUGCCAGAAACAAGAGGCGGGAGCUGAGCAAGGAGCUGGUGGCCGAGCGGGCUAAGGUGAUGGCUCUGGAGGGCAAGCUGAAGGUGCAGCUGCUGGCCUGCGAACAGGAGUUGGAGCUGAGGCAGGCACGCAUGCAGGCCAUCAACCAGGACCAUGCCCAGAAAACGCAGCAGCUCCAGGACAAGAUCCGGACCCUGCAGGAGCAGCUGGAGAACAGACCCAACACGCAGCUGGCUCGCCUGCAGCAGGAGAACUCCAUGCUGAGGGAUGCCCUCUACCAGACCAGCAGCUGGAUGGAGAGCAAGCACAACCCUGAGCUGGCCAGGUUGCGGGAGGAGUACGCCAAGCUGAUGAACGAGCUGUCUGAACAGUCAAAGGUGCUGCAGCGAAAGGAGCAGCAGAGGAAGAGCCUGGAGCUCAAAGCGUCAGCCUUGCAGAUGCAGAUGGAGCAGCUGCAGGUCAGGCAAGCGCCUGUAAACCUGCUCCCCUCAGAGAGACGGGGCGCGUGGCUGAAUUGUGUGGGAUCCGUGGGGCUGGCCAUGGGGAGAGCUCAGGGGGAGAUGAGCGUCCGCAUUUGGAAAGCGAGCUGCCUGGCGGCCCCCCUGUCAGUUUGUCACAUGCCAGGAGCUCCAUUGCGCAUUGCCGGCAAAGCCCAGGGGGCACGCUGCCCUGGUGGGAGCCGUUCUCGCUCACCUGUGAAGCUCACCAGCCGGCUGUGA
Messenger RNA from Falco peregrinus (peregrine falcon), 1069 nucleotides. Its product is annotated as ribosome-binding protein 1-like. The record is from RefSeq and is a predicted model, not a curated record. Bases 263 to 1069 code for a protein of 268 amino acids. The transcript is spliced from 5 exons. Gene Ontology annotation, cellular component: endoplasmic reticulum membrane. Lineage: Eukaryota; Metazoa; Chordata; Aves; Falconiformes; Falconidae.